Molecule: messenger RNA, 1642 nt
Organism: Daktulosphaira vitifoliae (grape phylloxera)
Lineage: Eukaryota; Metazoa; Arthropoda; Insecta; Hemiptera; Phylloxeridae
Gene: CstF50
Product: cleavage stimulation factor subunit 1
Exons: 9
Coding region: 172-1479 (435 amino acids)
Biological process (GO): mRNA 3'-end processing
Cellular component (GO): mRNA cleavage stimulating factor complex
Molecular function (GO): protein binding; RNA binding
Source: RefSeq, a predicted model, not a curated record
AUUUAAAAAUAAGUCGGUUUUGUUUAUUCGAUGGUUUCUUAAUAAUGGUUAUUGAAUACUAAAGUGUAUGAAAAGAGUUCUUUUUUAUGUUUUAAAAAAUUGGAAAUUUAUUUAUAUAACAUUUAUUCUAUUCUAAAAUCAUUAAUAAUUUUGUAUUAAAAGUAAUUUAAAAUGAGAGGUGACGUUAAGCCAGAAUCAUGUAUCAAGAGUAGAGAUAACUUGUACAGACUUAUAAUUAGUCAGUUAUUUUAUGAUGGUCAUUCAACAGUUGCUUCAAGUUUAGCAGCAUUAGUUAAUGCUGAUCCUCCUUGUUCACCAUCAGACAGGUUAAUGAGUGUAGUAGCUAAAGGUCUGCAGCAUGAAACUGACAGGCAAAAAGAGUCUGAAGAAGUAUUUCAUUUAAAUCCUAUUCAACAAAUGUUAAUUGGUCCAGGAAUUGAUUUAGAAUUUGAAACAAAUGUUAGCUGCUCUGCUCCUGAACCUGCAUUGUACGAAACUGUUUAUGUUACUUCACACAAAGGAGCAUGUAGGGCUGGAGCAUUUAGUCCAGAUGGACAAUUAAUUGCUACUGGUAGCAAUGAUGCUUCAAUAAAAAUUUUAGAUGUAGAAAGAAUGUUAGCAAAAGCUCAUGACAUUGGUAGUACUGAUAAUCAAGAAGGACAAGGACAUCCUGUAAUUCGUACAUUGUAUGAUCAUUUAGAAGAGGUUACUUGCCUAGAAUUUCAUCCCAAUAAACCAAUUUUAGCUUCAGGAAGUAAAGAUUGUCAUGUUAAACUAUUUGACUAUUCAAAAACAUCUGUGAAAAAAGCAUUUAAAACUAUAAAUGAUGUUGAACCAAUCACUUGUUUAAGCUUUCAUCCUCAAGGCGAUUUUUUAGUUAUGGGUACAAAUAGCCCAGUUAUAAGAUUAUACGAUAUAAACACUGUUCAAUGCUAUGUAUGCUCACUCCCAAGUCAUCAGCAUACAGGACCUCUUACAUCUAUUAAAUAUGAACCAAGUGCUAGAUACUUUGUAUCUGCUAGCAGAGAUGGCUCAAUAAAAUUAUGGGAUGCAGUAUCAAAUAAAUGUGUGAAUACUUUUGAAAAGGCUCAUGACGGAAGUCAAGUUUGUUCUGUUACAUUUUCAAGAAAUGGAAAAUAUAUUUUAUCAUCAGGAAAAGAUUCUUUAGUAAAGCUUUGGGAACUUUCAACGAGUAGAUGUUUAAUUGCUUAUACUGGUGCUGGAACAACAGGUAAACAAGAACAUCGAACACAAGCCUUAUUUAAUCACACUGAAGAAUAUGUCAUGUUUCCCGAUGAAGCUACCACAUCAUUGUGUGCAUGGAAUGCUCGUAAUGCAUCUCGUCAGCAACUACUAUCACUUGGUCAUAAUGGUCCAAUUAGAGCUAUAGUACACUCACCUAAUUCAGCAGCAUUUUUAACUUGUUCAGAUGACUUCAGAGCUCGUUUUUGGUACAGAAAACAUUUACUUGGAGCAUAAAUAUAAUGUCAAAUCUCACAUAAUAUAAAAAACCUAUAAGCUUUAUCAUCUUGAAAACUACCUUAUAAAUUUAGCUGUAUGAGUUAAUGUAAUUAAUUAUUAAUUGAAAUAAUUUUAUUAUUUUCUGUUUUAUAUUUGCUGAAUAAAAUUCUAAAAUUUUUUA